AUGAUUGAAAGCGAUAUUCUGUUUCCAUGGCUGGAUCCCAACCUCCACGCCAUGAUGGAUCAGCUCAAAGACAUGAAAAACAGCGAAGCGAUGUGCAAAGUGCGAAAAUUCAAGCAAAUUAUUCAGAGACACCCAGUUGCUUCGGUAUUUCUUAGUACUUUCGUGAUAACUGGUUUUCUUCCCUUCUUCUUGUUCCUUGCCUUUGUCGCUGGAUCUUCAAUAUUCGUCCUGUUUUCGCUUCUCCUUUUUCAAGGCGGGGUUCUUGCACUGGGUUUGCUAUCUCUGCUCGGAGUGUUUGUACCCAUCGUCUUAUUUGGAACUAAAAUCGCAGCCAUCGUGUACGUAAUAUACAUCAUCACUGCUACAGUCCUUCGCGUCGCUCACAUUUUAACAAAAACUAUAAUAUGGCUCCCGAAUGUGAUUGUGACCGUUUUAAGCCAGAAAUUUCACGACAUUUUUGCGGUUCUCGGGGAAGCAGUUAGAGUGGAACUACAACGGCGUCGGUCCAGCGCUUUUUCAUCAUGACAGUCAGAAUAUUGAUAAUAUUGAUAACGAAUGUAUGAACGGUGAGCAGUUAAGACGCAGACACUAUCACACUGAACGAAGCGAUAACCUGAGCCACUCUUUAGACCCCAAAGUGAAACAAGACACUAUUCACGUGGAUGGUAGAUGA
Porites evermanni is the source of this 673-nucleotide messenger RNA. Lineage: Eukaryota; Metazoa; Cnidaria; Anthozoa; Scleractinia; Poritidae. The record is from the annotation of a GenBank genome assembly.